Diaporthe citri is the source of this 570-nucleotide messenger RNA. RefSeq lists its product as uncharacterized. NCBI's taxonomy places the organism in Eukaryota, Fungi, Ascomycota, Sordariomycetes, Diaporthales, Diaporthaceae. Gene Ontology annotation, molecular function: oxidoreductase activity. The coding region runs from base 1 to 570 and encodes 189 amino acids. The record is from RefSeq and is a predicted model, not a curated record. The transcript has 3 exons.
AUGGAGGCCCCGCCAGUUACAGAGUCGACAGUCUUGGAUAUCCCGGGUGGGAAACUACUAUGUUUGACCAUUUUGGGGUAUCGGAAACCUGGCAUGACAGAAGAAGAGUACCGUCAUCACAUGACCAAGAUAUCAGCGCCGAUGACACAGGACCUCAUGGUGAAAUAUGGAAUGGUCAGAUGGACUCAAAUCCACAACUUGAACCAGCGCUCGACUCGGGCUCUCAUGAGCGAGAUUGUCGAUCCCCAGAUGGUCAAUAUUGCAGACUUUGACUCUUUUAGCCAGGUGGUCUUCAGAGGUAUCGAGGACUACAAGAGCUUCAAAAAGGACCCGUACUACAAAAAACACCUCUUUGGUGACCAUGUUCAUUUUGCAGAUACGCAAAGGAGCCAGAUGACCAUCGGAUGGAUCGAGCAGUUUAUCGACGAAGGGAAGGUCGUCGAUGGGUUCCCGCAGACACGUGGGAUGAAACGACAGCAUUCGGAAAACCCUACCGAUGAAAGUCCCGAAUCGGAGGAGGACCGUUCACCGUCGCCCGGGUCGAAGCGUCGGAGAGCGAAGGAGGAGUAG